CUUGCUUGGCAAUGGAAGUUGUCAAGUGCGGAGCGUGCGCGGGGGCCGGCAGCGGCAGCGGGGGAAGGGGAGGGAUCGGGAUCGGGGGCGCGUGCGUGGGUCGGAAUCUGGUUCGGGCCUAUUCACCUCGAAGGCUGUCGGGGCCGGGGCCUGCUUCUGCUCCUGCGCUUGGGGUCUCGUCAUCAUCGUCAUCAUCAUCAUCCCCUUCGCGCUCGUGCCGUCGCCUCUUUUCAGAAGCGAGACCUCUUCUGUCUCGCCGCGCCUUCUCGAGGACCUUGUGCAGAAAGCGAGUGGUUAGUGCAAUGGAUCAAUCCAGUGAGAAAAGUGCUGCAUCUGGUACGACAGCGACGACCGAAGUCACAGGAGCGAAAGAAGCCGAAUUGCUUCAGGCGUUUUGUGGCAUCCCGAGUAUUGACAAAGCUUGGACAAGCUCCUCGCGAAGAGGAAGUGGUGGUGUGGAUGUGGUGGUUGCAAUGAGCUCGGUGAACCUUCAAGCAAACGCCAAGAGAACUUUCAUUUCUACUGUUUACAUCCCAGAUCCUAGUGGGAAUGCGGAAGACUACCACUGGUCGCCUUUUCCAUUUGAGCUGGGUGGAGCUCUGUUGAUUGUGCCUUCUCCAUCGGGCACGAAGCUCUUGAUCGUACGAAAAGCAGACCCCAUUGCAAAAGAGGGUCCUGCGGCAAUCAAGCUUGAAAUAUGGGGCCCUGGACAGCUGUUGAAGGAGCUAUUUGUGGCCCCUUCCGUUCAUGGUUCUCUUUAUGCAGAUGGAUGGUUUGAAGGUGUAUCGUGGAGUAAUGAUGAGGAAAGUAUUGCAUAUGUGGCAGAAGAGCCAUCUGCACCAUUACCAGUAUAUGGCCAGUCUCUCUUCGCAACAGGCCAGAGUAGUAGCAGGUCGGAGGCCGAAUCGGAUGCUAGCUCAUGGAAGGGCCAAGGAGAGUGGAUGGAAGACUGGGGUGAAUCUUACACAGGCAAAAGAAGGCCUAUGCUUUUUGUAGCGAGCAUCAACAGUGGUUGUGUGCAGCGUGUCGAAGGUAUCCCGAAAGAUAUUAGUGUCGGCCAAGUUGUUUGGGCACCCGCACCUCCGCCCGGUGAGCCAGCUCAGCAGUUGAUUUUCGUCGGAUGGCCAUCAUAUGCAACCAACUUCAGCACGGCAAGAAAGCUGGGGAUGAAGUACUGCUACAACAGGCCUUGCGCUCUUUAUGCAAUCGAAGCUCCUUCUGAAUCCAGGGUUGUGGCGCAAGCUGCAGUACAUCCUGUGAAGCUGACGGGAGAAGUCAGCAGUGCCGUUAUUCCUCGUUUCAGUCCAGAUGGAACGCAGCUGGUGUUCCUGUCUGCGAAAGCUGCUGUCGAUAGUGGUGCUCAUUGUGCAACAAAUUCCCUCAAUGCUAUUGAUUGGCCCACUGAUGGUGUCGUGUCUGCAAAUUUACCAAUGAGAGAAGUCGUGCCAGUAGUGAUGAAUCCACGUGAAGAUGGAUUUCCAGGCCUCUAUGUGUCAAAUAUCAUCGCACAACCCUGGCUGUCGGAUGGUUCAACUCUCCUUUUCACUUCGGCAUGGCGAAGUAUGCAGGUCAUUCUUGCUGUCAAUAUUGAAAGUGGCGCUAUAACGAGGAUCACUCCUCACGACACUAUCGCUUCGUGGAGCCUUCUUGGAGUGCAAGAUGAUGUGGUACUGGCAGUAAGCAGCUCUCCAACCAGUCCUCCGUGCCUGAAGCUGGGCAACAACUUGAGUAGCUCCACCAAUACUGGUUCGGGGAAGAAAUGGGACUGGUCAAAUAUCAAUAUUCCAUCUCUCAAGUUUCCUUCGAAGGUGGAGACUGCUCUAGCAACAAUGACUUAUGAAGUACUUCAAGUACCCCUUGAGCGUGCCGAGCCAACGAAUUCCGAAUCUGGAGGUCCUAAGCCAUCCAUUGAAGUCAUAUAUGUUUCCCCAAGGAUUUUUCACAGCAAACAACCUCAAGGAGCCAAGAAGUCGGACGUUCCACCUCUCAUCGUUGUUCUCCACGGAGGACCGCAUUCUGUGUCUCAAACGACCUACUCAAGACCCUUGGUCUUUCUUUCCGCCUUGGGUUUCAGUCUACUUCAUGUGAAUUACAGAGGCUCUACUGGAUUUGGAGAGGAAGCGCUGCAAUCUCUUCGGGGCAAUGUGGGUCGUCAGGAUGUGGAUGAUGUGCUUCUUGCCGUGGAGCAUGUCAUAUCAGAAGGUCUAGCCGAACGCCAGAGAAUAGGUGUUCUGGGUGGUUCUCAUGGUGGUUUUCUCACGUCUCAUUUGAUAGGCCAGGCUCCCGAUGCUUUUGUGACCGGCGUCCUCAGAAAUCCUGUAUGCAAUUUAUCGUCGAUGAUAGGGGUCACCGACAUUCCGGACUGGUGUUACGUGGAGACUUUUGGAAAAGACGCUCUUAGUGCUUACUCUGAUGCUCCUUCCAUAUCUGACCUAAGUAUGUUUUACAAGGCGUCGCCAAUUGCGCACUUAUCAAAGGUGAAAGUGCCAACUCUUUUUCUAUUGGGAGCGCAAGAUCGGAGGGUUCCAGCGUCGAAUGGAUUGCAGUAUGUGCAAGCAUUACGUGCUCGAGGUCUUGAAGUGAAAGUUAUCAUCUUCCCCGAAGACAUGCAUGCCAUCGACAGACCUCAGUCGGAGUUCGAGAGUUUCUUGAACAUAGGCACUUGGUUCAAGCGUUUUCUUCUGAACAGCGGAGCUUAGUGUUAGUAUCCUUCGCUGUCGUAUGUUAUACUGUGGCUCGCACUCGUUUGUAGAUUACAUCGUUUUUGACGUCUUACGGCUCUAGUCUUUUCGUGAGUGGUGUUACUGUUGUUUCUCAUGAUGGAAAGAAAGCAGUUCAUAGUUUUGAAGCCUUCGCACGUUCCUAGACAUGGUCUGGUUGGCCAACUUGAAACGCACCCACUGCCUUGGCUACAUAUGUCCACCAUGGGCGUAUGUAUGUAUGUGGCGGAGGAACCGAGGUAUCUCUCUGGGGGAAAGCUAUGGAUGAUGUUGGUAGUGGCUGUCAGAUACUCAGAGUUUUUAUUUCAAUUUUUCACGGCCCGUGGAAGAAGGAUUAGUUGUGCGCAAACUUCAAUCAUCUGGUUCGACAAUUUAAACGUCGACGUGUCAUUAGGAAUCGAUUUAAACGUCGACUUUUCAUUAGGAAUCUUCGUGGAAAGUUUCAAGUUGAUGUAACUUUGCCGGUACGCAACUUGACAUUUGAGAUUGUAGAGGUUGUACGUAAAAUUGUCUACGUAAAAGUGUGUUGACAUUUAAUAAAUGUAA
Molecule: messenger RNA, 3266 nt
Organism: Marchantia polymorpha subsp. ruderalis
Lineage: Eukaryota; Viridiplantae; Streptophyta; Marchantiopsida; Marchantiales; Marchantiaceae
Source: the annotation of a GenBank genome assembly